CACUGAGCCGGGGCGGCCACGGGGAGGGACAGUCGCGGGGAGGGGUGCGGCAGCGGCUGGGGGGCUGCGGGCGCCAGGUCCCGCUAGUGUUGCACACGAAGCUGAACAGAGAACAGCCUAGCAAAGCAGGGCUCUGCGUGAGCCACCCUUUGUCUGGGUUGGGGGCCCGUGGCGGGGAGGACCCGGGAUUCGAGGGGAGGGACCGGGACGGGACGGAAGGGCCCGGAGCAGCGGCCGCCGCGGCGGAGCCAAUUUAAGAGCGGGGGUCCAGCUGAACCCAAGAGCUGCACGGAAUGGUGGCAGUCACCUUGCCAGUGCAGCGGGAAUGGACCAGACUGCAAGCUAGGAGAGCAAGGCAUCAGUCAGGAAGAGGGAACACACGGCUAGGCUUGAGGCCUCUUCAUCGGGAUGUCCCCAGGCCCCCCAGCCCAGGCCCAGCAUAAAGGCUGUGUGGGGGGGCCCCCCUGACCCAAGGGGGGCUUCAUGCGCCACGUGCAGGCGGAGCCGUCUUCAUCCUCAGAACCAGAGGCUGGCCCUUCGCAGCCUGCAGUCAGGCAGGGGGCCCUCCAGGGUGGCCUGCUCAUGGGCUACAGCCCAGCAGGGGGGGCGACAUCCCCCGGGGUCUACCAGGUAUCCAUCUUUUCCCCUCCAGCUGGUGCCUCUGAGCCUCACAGGGCCCUGAAACGGCCGGCCCCACCCACUGAGGUUACCAGGGAGCUGAAGAGAGGCCCUGGGCUGGGGGCCAGAGAGGGACUACCCCCUGAAGAACCAUCUACUGUGGGGCUACUAGGCCCAGAGGGACUGGGGCUGGGACUGGGUCUGGCCAGCCAGCAUUUCUGUCACCAUGGCCUCUGUGUUGUGGAACAGGGAGGUAGCUCCACCUCACCUUGGACUUCAGGGGCCCAGAGUCCCCCUUGUCCCCCAUCAAAUGCUUCCUGCAAUAGUUUGCACACCAGAGACUGGGCUUCCCCAGAUCCAGGGGCACAGGGGUCCCUGGGGGAGUCCCCAGGGCCAGCCCCUCUGGGCCAGCUGCACACAUUUGACACUGAUUUGCACAGUCUUGCACAAAUAGGGGGUAAGAGCCCAGUGGCUGGGGUGGGCAAUGGGGGUAGCCCUUGGCCUAGGGAGUCCCCUAGCACUGCCAAUGGGCACAGUCCCGAGCACACACCCCCUGGCCCUGGACCUCCAGGCCCCUGCCCCACCAAGCGAAGGUUGCUUCCUGCUGGAGAAGCCCUGGAUGUCAGCUCUGAGGAUGAGGGGCCAGCCCCUCGGAGGCGCCGGGGAACCCUGGGCCACCCUCCUGCUGCCAACAGUUCUGAUGCCAAAGCCACACCCUUCUGGAGCCAUCUGCUGCCUGGGCCCAAGGAGCCUGUGCUGGACCCAACAGACUGCAGUCCCAUGGGGCGGAGGCUGAAAGGUGCCCGUCGCCUGAAGCUGAGCUCCCUUCGAAGCCUCCGGAAGGGGCCAGGCCUGCUGAGCCCCCCCAGUGCCUCCCCUGUUCCUACCCCUGCUGUCAGCCGUACCCUGCUUGGCAACUUUGAGGAAUCAUUGCUGCGAGGACGCUUUGCACCAUCUGGCCACAUUGAGGGCUUCACGGCAGAGAUUGGAGCUAGUGGAUCCUACUGCCCCCAGCAUGUCACCCUGCCUGUCACUGUCACCUUCUUUGAUGUUUCUGAGCAAAAUGCCCCGGCUCCCUUCCUGGGUGUCGUGGACCUGAAUCCCCUGGGGAGGAAGGGUUACAGCGUGCCCAAGAUGGGCACCAUCCAAGUGACCUUAUUUAACCCCAACCAGACUGUGGUGAAGAUGUUCCUUGUGACCUUUGACUUCUCGGACAUGCCUGCUGCCCACAUGACCUUCCUGCGCCAUCGCCUCUUUUUGGUGCCUGUGGGUGAGGAGGGAAAUGCUAGCCCCACCUGCCGCCUCCUCUGCUACUUGCUGCACCUCAGGUUCCGGAGCUCCCGCUCAGGCCGCUUAAGCCUGCAUGGAGACAUCCGCCUGCUUUUUUCCCGCCGGAGCCUGGAACUGGACACAGGGCUCCCCUACGAACUGCAGGCAGUGACUGAGUCCCCUCACAAUCCACGUUAUUCACCUUUGCCCUGAUUGCCAGUGCCCUGAACCCAUGUGGGCCAAGUACCUACCCAUCCUGCUCCAUCCUGGACAGAGCAAAUACGUGGAAAGGUGGCAAAAGACCCUUUAGGCUUGAAUUAAAGCCCUCACCAUGCUCAUG
This is a messenger RNA of Neofelis nebulosa (Clouded leopard), 2227 nucleotides long. It is a transcript of the gene ATOSB, whose product is annotated as atos homolog B. The transcript has 9 exons. Bases 484 to 2100 code for a protein of 538 amino acids. NCBI's taxonomy places the organism in Eukaryota, Metazoa, Chordata, Mammalia, Carnivora, Felidae. The record is from RefSeq and is a predicted model, not a curated record.